This is a messenger RNA of Cornus florida, 1280 nucleotides long. Its product is annotated as actin cytoskeleton-regulatory complex protein pan1-like. NCBI's taxonomy places the organism in Eukaryota, Viridiplantae, Streptophyta, Magnoliopsida, Cornales, Cornaceae. The coding region runs from base 504 to 965 and encodes 153 amino acids. The transcript has a single exon. The record is from RefSeq and is a predicted model, not a curated record.
CCCUUCUCUCUCUCUCUCCCUCUCUCUCUCUCUCUCUCCGGUCACCAUACCGCCGACGACGGCGAUACACUGAACCGUCACGUCUAAUCCAGAUCCCCACCAAUUUGUCAGAUUCCGAUCACCGGCCCUCUCGAUCCGUUUUCACCCUCAAGACCUCUGAUAACACCAGUCUCUUUGUCUCUCUCCUCCUCCUCCUCCUCCUCCUCCUCUCUGUCUCUCUCUAUCUCUGAAUUUAUAAUGAUUUGUUAUAUUUUCUAUAUCUCUGGUUGCUUUUCGAAAAAAUGAAAAAUGUUUUUGUACGAUUUUACAUUUCUAACCUCCAUAGGAGAACGACCCGCUUUAGCGAAGCCAGAUUUUUUUUUAUAUAUAUUUUUUUGAGCCAACUUUUUACCCGUUUCGGCCUUUAUCCUUGAUAAGCCUAAUUUGACGGUUUUGCCCCCGAAUUUGAUUAUAAACACUUGGUGGCUGACGUGGCAUGCUUUAGAUCAAAAAGGACGGCCAGGAUGAGCCACCAUCCACGUCGAAUAUUGUCUCCUGGCGCGUCUCGAAAGCGUAAAGAGAGGGAAGCUUUUUACUCGUUAAAACCACCGGCGCCACCACCACCACCACCGCGGCCGGCGGUGAAGCCACCGGCUGUAGCUGCCACGAUGUCAUCUAAGUCCGCCGAGCCUGUUUUGUCUAACCGGCUCCUAGCCGGAUACAUGGCUCACGAGUUCCUAACCAAGGGAACGCUGUUUGGGCAGAAAUGGGACCCAGUUCGAGCCGAGGCUGUGCCAGUCUCGAGCAGCUCAGCUGAGUUGAAGAGGACGAAGCCGAGCCAGAGCUCGGAAGCCGAGCCGAGCGGAAAGAUGAAGCAACAGCAACAGCAGAGCUAUGCUGAGGUGGCGAGCUUGCUUAUGAGGGAUGGGGCCCACAUACCUGGAAUUGUCAACCCUACCCAACUCGCUCGGUGGAUACAGAUGUGACGUGCCAAAUAAGAGUGCCGUGGGGGUACGUGGCAGCUUCUGAUUAGGUAGUUCCUUUUGGUUUUCCUAAGACCUCCCUUAUCGCAUUAAUAUCUCCAGAGGUGGUUAGUCGAACGAAACCAUGUGAACUUGCCGAGAACGUCGUCUCAUUCCGGCGACUUAUCAUAGCGUUCAUUUCUCUUAUCUCAUGAGAGAAUCAAUCUCUCUUUUUCUUCAUUUUCUGUUGUUAAUUGCUGUUGUUGUUUUAGUUUUGUUAGUUGAUGUAUGAGCGUCUUUUCUUGAAGCUGAGAGCAUAUGGUUAACUUAAUUACUGUA